Molecule: messenger RNA, 1319 nt
Organism: Asparagus officinalis (garden asparagus)
Lineage: Eukaryota; Viridiplantae; Streptophyta; Magnoliopsida; Asparagales; Asparagaceae
Product: GTP-binding nuclear protein Ran-2
Exons: 8
Coding region: 106-771 (221 amino acids)
Biological process (GO): ribosomal subunit export from nucleus; protein import into nucleus
Cellular component (GO): cytoplasm; nucleus
Molecular function (GO): GTPase activity; GTP binding
Source: RefSeq, a predicted model, not a curated record
GUUCUAGGGUUCCAAGUCUUUGUAUAAAACCCUCGCAUCUCUCUUCUUUCUUCAAUACUUUCGUUAAUAAAAAUAAUUUGAGAUCUGAGAAAAUCAAACAACGAAAUGGCGUUGCCGAAUCAGCAGACCGUGGAUUACCCUAGUUUCAAGCUCGUCAUCGUCGGCGAUGGCGGAACUGGGAAAACUACAUUUGUGAAGAGACACCUUACUGGUGAAUUCGAGAAGAAAUACGAACCUACUAUUGGUGUUGAAGUCCAUCCGUUGGAUUUCUUCACGAACUGUGGAAAGAUUCGAUUUUAUUGUUGGGACACUGCUGGGCAAGAGAAGUUCGGGGGUCUCAGGGAUGGAUACUAUAUCCAUGGCCAAUGUGCAAUCAUCAUGUUUGAUGUCACUGCAAGGUUGACAUACAAGAACGUCCCAACAUGGCAUCGUGACCUUUGCAGGGUGUGCGAGAACAUUCCUAUAGUUCUGUGUGGCAACAAGGUUGAUGUAAAGAACAGGCAGGUGAAGGCCAAGCAAGUGACUUUCCACAGGAAGAAGAACCUGCAAUACUAUGAGAUUUCAGCUAAGAGCAAUUACAACUUUGAGAAGCCCUUCCUGUACUUGGCAAGAAAACUUGCAGGGGAUCCAAACCUUCACUUUGUCGAGUCUCCUGCUCUUGCUCCGCCAGAGGUGCAUAUUGAUUUAGAUGCACAGAGAAAGCAUGAGGAGGAUCUUGCGGCAGCUGCUGCUCAGCCGCUCCCUGACGACGAUGAUGAUGCAUUUGACUAGAGCGCAUGUUCAUCUCUCAUUCGCUUCACCAUUCUGAAAUUUUUUUGGUGUGAAAUUUGAGUUCUUCGGUACAUUAGGUGUGUGGAUUUCUGGACUGAGAGAAAGAAAGAUGCUAGGAGGGGAGCUUGGUUGAGGUCUCGGAUUGUGAUUACCGUUUGCAUUUUUUUUUAUUAAUUUGCAAAAUUUGUACCCUAUGUUGUGUUAAGGGGGUAGUGUUGCAAGAACCUAAUGUUGCUAUCAGCAGGUUGGAAGUGAAGCUGGGAGAAUGACCAGCUGAGUGGAAUUUGAUUCCUUCGUCUGCUCUGCGAACUGUUUUAUGGGUUGAUGCCCCAAGUGUAGUUGCAUGCCUCCUUGGUUUAUCUUUGAAUCUUCUAUUGUCACAGGUUAACGUUAGGUUAACCCUCUCUUUAGGUAAUUUGUUUUUCUAGCUUCGAUUCUACGGGGUUCGCUAUUUCCGUGGUUUCUCGUAAGUAAUUGAUUUUUAUGUAUGCUUUGGGGGUGGCGGUGUAUAGAUUGCACCGUCUUCAGAUGUUGUAGUUGUUUUGUCA